AUGGUAAUUCUUGAGAGAAAUAUUCGACUGGUGCUCGAGUCUGUAGCGUACGAAUCAUGUAAGACGAUGUUGCAGCCUGAAACCGAGACAAACAUAGGCGACAUAGCCAUCAUAGUAAUCACGAUCAUGUUCUUCGCCAUCUUCGUCAUGGCUUUGGUUUCGGUUUGCUUUCGUUGGACCUCUCACCAACUUCACUCGCUAGAUCUUUCUUUUAGGUUCACAGACUCCAAUCGCACGGUGAGUACGGCGGCGCGUGGGAUCGAUGCGGCUAUCGUGAACUCGUUCCCGACGUUUCUCUACUCGGAGGUGAAGGAGCGGAGGAUCGGGAAAGGUGGUGUGGAGUGUGCGGUGUGUCUAAGUGAGUUCGAAGACGAUGAAACGCUGCGUUUGAUGCCUAGUUGUUGCCACGUGUUUCAUUCUGAUUGCGUAAGCGCUUGGCUCUCCGAUCACUCCACGUGUCCGCUCUGCCGAGUGGAUCUCGCCUUCCAACCGCAUGAGGGGAGCGAUCCAGAUCCGGAUUCUACAGAAGGGCAUUUGCUCGACGGUAUGACGUGGACCAAUAGGAAUAGACGGUUUCGGUCAGAGUCAACGAGAUUGUCUCGCUGCCGAGUCUCCUUCUCCGGGAUAUUAUUCUCGAGGUCUCAUUCGACCGGACAUUGUGUGAUAAACCCGGUAGAGAAUCAAGACCGGUUUACGCUCCGGUUACCAGAAGAUGUACGGAGGCAACUCACGGUGGGCCACGUGGCGUUAACUCAGGUGAGGAGCUCAUGGCGCGGUUACAGAAGCAGAAGUGUUGGAAGCGAGAGUAGCGUCUUCUCGUUCCAACGGAAUAACCAUAAGAAUCGGCGGCUACACUCGAAGACUUUCUCUUUCUCUGAUUUUGUAUGCUCCACCUCUUGUGGCGGAGAUGUGGUGGCUCCGUCGAAGAGUCUUCCGAGAUCGUUGGAUUUCGACGAACCACCGUCUAAACGACCCCAGCUAGAUGAUCGAGUGUGA
This is a messenger RNA of Arabis nemorensis, 996 nucleotides long. The record is from the annotation of a GenBank genome assembly. Lineage: Eukaryota; Viridiplantae; Streptophyta; Magnoliopsida; Brassicales; Brassicaceae.